GGACUCCCGCGCCGGCCUGGUUUCCGCGGCGUAUGGAGGUCACCUCUCCGCAGCUCCGGCGAGCGGGGGAGGACGCCGAAGAGGCUUCCCGGUGCCUCGCGGUCCGUGGCGCCUUAGCAUCUUUGCUCCCGCGGAGCCAAAUCUGACCGAGGCUCCCCGCACCGCCACCGCGCUCUCUGCACAGACGCCUUUAUUUAUUUUUUUUGCCCUCUCUAGGUUCUCAGUGUCCACGAAAUACCCGGACACGGACGGCACUUCUGACAAAGACACCGGCUUAAUUUCUCAACGCUUAGCGUUGGAGGAGAUGAAAGCUCAAGUCCCGCGAGAGCCCGCGCGUCCCCCUCGCUUUUCCGGGCGGGAGCUCUCCUUUAAAUUUCACCGGGGCCUCUUAAGCGCUUCUCAAACGUGCCCUUAGAGAGGUUUGCCGGGCUGGUCUCAAGCAGCCGAAAUGCCUUUUUACGUGGGGCCGUUACGUUGUUGUCAUUUUCUUGCCGUUCCCUUUCAGAUGUUUCCUAUUAACCAGCGAUGGAGUUAGAAUUAAUUUAUUUUUUUUUCUUUUUCGUCCAAAGCGUUUAACGGCUCUGUAAAUCUCCGCCGCAGCAGGGGCUUUCCUGGAGCGAGCGUUGAACGGCUCGUGGCCGCUGUAGGUCGUUUCACGCGGCCUCGCUGGGUUUUAGUUGGCGUCGGGUUCGACGCCUCGCCGCGGGUCCCGUGCCCGGACCAAAGCAGCCUCCCGGCCGCCUCCGAUAUUGUAAUCCCUCCUUGACAUACUGCAGCAGCAGGAAGAAUACCUCCAGGAACUGAGGGAGUUGGAGCUUCCCGGUGAUUCGGAUGGCGGAGCCUCGCUUUAACAACCCGUACUUCUGGCCGCCCCCUCCCACCAUGCCCAGCCAGCUGGACAACCUCGUUCUGAUCAACAAAAUCAAGGAGCAGCUGAUGGCGGAGAAGAUCCGGCCGCCGCACUUGCCCCCCACCUCCGUGGCCUCCCAGCAGCCCCUCCUGGUGCCCCCCUCGCCCGCCGAGAGCAGCCAGUCCAUCAUGUCCCUGCCCAAGCUGCAGCAGGUCCCCGGCCUCCACCCGCAAGCCGUCCCCCAGCCCGACGUGGCCCUGCACGCUCGGCCGGCCACCAGCACCGUCACAGGGCUGGGGCUGGCGUCGCGGGCGCCCGCCGUCAGCACCUCCGAGUCGAGCGCGGGCACGGGCACCGCCACCCCCUCGACGCCCACCUCCACCAGCCAGAGCCGCCUCAUCGCCUCCUCGCCCACCCUCAUCUCAGGGAUCACCAGCCCGCCCCUCCUCGACUCCAUAAAGACAAUCCAGGGCCACAGCCUGCUGGGGGCACCCAAGGCCGAGCGGGGCCGCAAGAAGAUCAAGGCGGAAAACCCCUCGGGGCCGCCCGUCCUCGUGGUUCCUUACCCCAUCCUGGCCUCGGGGGAGACCGCCAAAGAGGGCAAGACCUACAGGUGUAAGGUCUGCCCCUUGACGUUCUUCACCAAGUCGGAGAUGCAGAUCCACUCCAAGUCGCACACGGAGGCCAAGCCCCACAAGUGCCCGCAUUGCUCCAAAUCCUUCGCCAACGCCUCCUACCUGGCCCAGCACCUGCGCAUCCACCUGGGCGUGAAGCCCUACCACUGCUCCUACUGCGAGAAGUCCUUCCGGCAGCUCUCCCACCUCCAGCAGCACACCAGAAUUCACACCGGCGACAGACCGUACAAGUGCCCGCACCCCGGCUGCGAAAAGGCAUUCACGCAACUCUCCAACCUCCAGUCUCACCAGCGACAGCACAACAAGGACAAGCCCUACAAGUGCCCGAACUGCUACCGGGCGUACACGGACUCGGCGUCGCUGCAGAUCCACCUCUCGGCGCACGCCAUCAAACACGCCAAGGCCUACUGCUGCAGCAUGUGCGGCCGGGCUUAUACCUCGGAGACCUAUUUGAUGAAGCACAUGUCCAAACACACCGUGGUGGAGCACCUCGUGAGCCAGCACUCGCCUCAAAGGACGGAGUCACCCGGCAUCCCCGUGCGGAUCUCGCUCAUCUGAACGGGGCUCCCUCCCGGCUCCGGGGGCACCGCGGAGACGCCGCGUCCGGACCCUCCCUCAGCGCCGCCCGGCCGCCCCCGGCCCCCCGCGCCGGGCCGCGGCGUGGCGGGCAGCCGACGGAUGCCGCCGCCGCCGCCGCCGCGCUUUGGAAAGGCGCCCGGCCGCCCCGCGGCCCCGGCCUGGCCCGGCUCCCCCGGGGCUGCGGUUUCGGUGACAUCCAAAGACGGCUUCAGAGCACUUUGAAUCUCUGCGGUUUUUUUUCGGGGAGGGAGGGUGUCCUUCUCUUUCCUCCAGUCCCUGCCCCUUUCCUUCUCUCAUUUUGGAUACAAAUAUAUAUAUAUAUUUAUUGGCCAAGAAGUUGGUGCUGCUAAAACAGAGACGAAAUAAGACACAAAACAAACCGCGGACAGAGGAAAACGCUGGAUGGCGAAGGGGCGAGAGAUUCGGGGCCCUCGACCGUCGGCUUUUUCUGCCCUUGGACUCUCCGCUGGGAGCCGCGGCCGGAGAGGGGAGCCGGCGGGACUCGAGCCGAGCCGGCAAAACCGGUGCCGCGGCGGGAUGGAGCCUGCUGUGCCGCGUCGUCGUCUGACCUCUUUGGGACGCUUUGAUUGUUUUUUUCUCUUUUUACGUUGUUUUUUUUUUUUCCUCCCCCUCCCGCUUUGGGUUACCCGCUCCCCGCGCUGCUCUCCCGGAGGACUGGCUCAGCGCGGAGCCGCGAGCGCUGGGGGCUUGGGCAGGGGUGGGGGGA
Messenger RNA from Rhea pennata, 2791 nucleotides. It is a transcript of the gene ZNF362, whose product is annotated as zinc finger protein 362. The record is from RefSeq and is a predicted model, not a curated record. The coding region runs from base 832 to 2043 and encodes 403 amino acids. Lineage: Eukaryota; Metazoa; Chordata; Aves; Rheiformes; Rheidae. Gene Ontology annotation, molecular function: DNA-binding transcription factor activity, RNA polymerase II-specific; RNA polymerase II cis-regulatory region sequence-specific DNA binding. Gene Ontology annotation, biological process: regulation of transcription by RNA polymerase II. The transcript is spliced from 8 exons.